Messenger RNA from Acaulospora colombiana, 987 nucleotides. Lineage: Eukaryota; Fungi; Glomeromycota; Glomeromycetes; Diversisporales; Acaulosporaceae. The record is from the annotation of a GenBank genome assembly.
AUGACGAAUAAUUAUGGUCCCACCCUUGUUAUCAGCGGUGGUGCUGGAACCAUAGAAAGGGAUAAUUUUCCGGCGGAAGAGCAACAAAAAUACCUAGAUGCCUUAAAGGAAUCCCUCAGGGUUGGUUAUAAAAUUUUGAUCGAAGGAGGAAGCUCAAUUGAUGCCGUUGAAGCUUCUGUCAUAUCGUUGGAAGAUUGCCCACUUUUUAAUGCCGGUAAAGGAUCAGUGUUCACUAUAGGAGGAAAGAAUGAAUUGGAAUCAUCCAUCAUGCUCGGUAUCCCGUCUCACACAGCUGGUGCAUGCACUCUACUUCACACAAUCAAGAACCCCAUAGUUUUAGCAAAAACCCUAUUGUUGGAUCCAGAGAAUCCGCAUGUGUUCCUAGGGGGAAUCGAAGCGGAAAAAUAUGCGAAAUCCAAAGGAUUGGAAAUGGUGGAUCCAAGUUAUUUUUUUACCGAACAAAGAUGGAAGCAACACAUGGAUGGAUUAGAAAAAGGAAAGUCAUCAGAAAAUAUUGGUUACGACGCGCCGCAAUUGAACUUCAAUGAUGCAUCCCAACCGGAAUUUGAUCCGAGCCCAAUGGGAACUGUCGGCGCAGUCGCCGUUGAUGUGAACGGAAUUAUCGCGGCAGCUACAUCUACAGGCGGAUUUAAUAACAAAAAAGAUGGUCGGAUAGGUGACACUCCCCUGAUCGCGUGUGGUACCUGGGCCGAUAAUGAUACUUGUGGUGUGAGCGGUACAGGAAAUGGGGAGUAUUUCAUUCGCUUUAGCGUCGCGCGUGAUGUAUCAGCUAGAAUGCAAUAUCUUGGUGAAAAUCUACACGAAGCUGCGACGACCGUCAUCGAGAAUCUUAGAAAGGUUGGUGGCAAUGGUGGUGUCGUUGCUUUGGAUAAGUAUGGUAAUGUUGCAAUGCCUUUUAACACCAGCGGAAUGUAUAGGGGAUACAUUCGCACGUCCGACGGCAUUCCGCAUGCCUACAUUUUUUGA